GCAUUUUCGUGACCGACGGGGAGACCAAUCUGAAAAAACGAGAACGGUAAUGGCGAUUCCUCCACCGUCAUCAUCCAGCGGUGGCAGCGGAAUCACAACUUUCCACCCGCCGGCGCCGUCGACGAGCACCAGAGGAGGCACCGCAAAAGCUGCUGUCGCAGAGCAGAUCUCUCAGACCGUUCAGUCCACUUUCAAUCUCCUCCAGCUGAUGCAAGAAACCUCUCCUUCCCAGGCGCAACUGUCUAAGCUUCCGAAGAACCUUCUGGCAAAAGCCUCCACGAUGAAGAACACUGGCCAAAUUUUGGAGCAGCUGCCGCAGGUGAUUUCAACUUUGGAUGCCCACAUGGAGAAUGGGUUGCAAAGGGGUAAAAAUCUGGACUUUCCACCCAUUCGUUCUGUUUCUUAUGCCCUGAUAAUUGCAGCGCUCCGCAUCUGCAAACAGUGUCCCAAAUACUUGCUAAUAUGGAGAGUAGUCAGCUGAGUUCCCUUUCCUCAGCCCGUGUUGCUCAAGAGCAACAGGAGUCAGACCAUCAUGCUCCUUGAGUCUGGUUGAAGGGUCAAAUAUUGCAGUUGCAAGAUGACACGAAACCCUCAUAGCGUCAUCCUCCUGCUGAUCAUGGCUGCUGCUCUGCAACAGGCACCUUCUCUUUGUGGACGAAUCGAACAACGCAAUGAAGAUCGAAGUACAUACAUUAUACCGUUUUUCUGUAUCUUGUGUAGAACUAACUAACUCUCUUUGUAUGAUUCUUCUCACAAAUUUACAAUAUGAUCUGGACAAUUCAAUCCGAAAAACUUGAUGGAGAUCGGUUGGAGUGACUAAUUCGUUCAAAAGCCAAAAGUUUAGUGACCGUUUAUUAGUG
This is a messenger RNA of Linum tenue, 860 nucleotides long. NCBI's taxonomy places the organism in Eukaryota, Viridiplantae, Streptophyta, Magnoliopsida, Malpighiales, Linaceae. The record is from the annotation of a GenBank genome assembly.